CAGCCGCGUUUCGGGUGGUUCGAGAAGAUUCGGAGACACUCGUCAACCGGAGAAGAGGACCGAAUCAAAUAACGACACGUCACUAGUUCUCGCGCAGAUAAAUAUCAGAAAUAUCUAGAGAAGGCUAUAAAUACUCCUGGAUCCUUCUCGUCAGUAGAUAUUUUCAAUUUCUGAUAAAAGCUUAUCUUAGCCCAAAGGAGAAGACGCGAAAUAGUGAACAAGGAAGCGAUUCGUCUUGCGUAUCAUUUGAAUUUCAAUCAUCGAUCAAUAGGUUUUUUUUGUUGCUUGUGGGACCAAAGAUGGCAGUGUACGAGCAUAAUAAAACUGAAUUUGAUACAACCAAGAAAAGGAAAACGAGAAGUAGGCGUGAUGGUACUACAGUGGCUGAUAGGAUCAAGAUGUGGAAAGAGUAUAACGACACUGUACAAGAGAGUCCAACCAAGAAACGGAAAGUUCCUGCGAAAGGGUCGAAGAAAGGGUGUAUGAAAGGCAAAGGAGGACCUGAGAACGGUGGGUGUAGUUUCAGGGGAGUUAGGCAACGGACUUGGGGUAAGUGGGUUGCUGAGAUUAGGGAGCCGAACAGAGGGAGCAGGCUUUGGCUUGGUACUUUCCCUACAGCUGAGAAAGCUGCGGCUGCUUAUGAUGAGGCGGCUAAGGCUAUGUAUGGUCCGCUUGCUCGUGUUAAUUUCCCUCAGGCUUCUGUUUCUGAUGUGGCGAGUACUUCGAGUCGGUCUGAGGUUUGUACGGUUGAGACUCCCGGAGUUGUUCAUGUGAAAACAGAGGAUGCGGAUUGUGAAUCGCCCAUGGCUCGUGUGGAGAAUGAUGUCCAUGAGGGUGCAGAAGAGAUGAAGAUGGAUGUUAAUGUACAUGCCGCUGUAGAUACUCCAAGCAAGGAUUGGUUGAGCGAGAUCGAACAGGAGUAUUGGACUGGGCUUCUGGAGGAGAAGCAGAAACAGAAGGAACAAGAGAUGGUUGCAGCAGGGAACUUUCAGAAACAGCCGGAUGCACUCUCUGUUUCAGAUUACGGUUGGCCUGCGGAUCUGUAUCAGAAUCAGUGGAACUCUUUGGAGAUGUUUGAUGUUUCUGAGCUUCUUGGUGAUCUAAAUGGCGACAUUUUUACAGACACGAAGCAGAGCCAAUGCCUGGGAGACAAUGUUGGAGGAGGUUUACCUGAACCCGAGAAGGAACAGCUGCAAAGCCUUGGCUCAAACUACAGAUUGUCUCCGUUGCAGCACGAGGCACAAGAUGGUAGUGACUUCUUCGAUCUGAGUUUCUUGGAUGUGAAGAACUGAGACAGUGGGGUGCAGUUGGAUGAUGUCUUUGGAUUUGUUUGAUUUGGCUUUAUCCCAGAUGACUGUUGAGACUCUUAUCUAAGUUUUUAGUGAUGUAGAGACCCUCUCAAAACUGAUAACUCCUAGAGAAUUGUAUAUACUGUGAGAUAUGUUCCAAAAAAAAAGAAAAGAUAUACUGUGUGAUAAUGUUUCAUAUAUAGUAAUAAAGAAAAGAUUGUACUUUACUUAUACUGGGUCUCGUUAGUUAGUUAAGGCUUUAGAGUCUUCUUCU
Messenger RNA from Brassica rapa (field mustard), 1563 nucleotides. RefSeq names its product dehydration-responsive element-binding protein 2A. Gene Ontology annotation, molecular function: transcription cis-regulatory region binding; DNA-binding transcription factor activity. Gene Ontology annotation, cellular component: nucleus. The record is from RefSeq and is a predicted model, not a curated record. NCBI's taxonomy places the organism in Eukaryota, Viridiplantae, Streptophyta, Magnoliopsida, Brassicales, Brassicaceae. Gene Ontology annotation, biological process: positive regulation of DNA-templated transcription; response to stress.